Molecule: messenger RNA, 3198 nt
Organism: Centropristis striata (black sea bass)
Lineage: Eukaryota; Metazoa; Chordata; Actinopteri; Perciformes; Serranidae
Gene: svopa
Product: SV2 related protein a
Exons: 16
Coding region: 187-1833 (548 amino acids)
Biological process (GO): transmembrane transport
Cellular component (GO): membrane
Molecular function (GO): transmembrane transporter activity
Source: RefSeq, a predicted model, not a curated record
CCCGAGCUCGUCCUAUCCACUCUCCCUCUCUCUGUGUCUCGUGCUGUGACUCGCGCAGGGCGGCCUCUCAUUGGCUGCCGGCGGACACCCGGAGCAGGUAGCUCUCCUCGGUGCUGAAAUCGCAGCUCGUGCUGAUAAUGUAAACGGCGAUGAGGCCAACCGGAGCGUCAGCCAGUAAACACCAAAAUGGACGAUGAUCUAUUCCAACUGAGACAGCUGCCUGUCGUCCGCUUCCGUCGCACAGGUGAGAGCACACGCUCCGAGGAUGAUGGAGAGAACAGAGAACAGGCUGUCAGGAUUGCAGAGCAGACUGAUCUGGAGUCUGUGGCUCUCACAGACGGGGCACCGGUUCCUCGGGAGUUUGCCAAUCCAACUGAUGACACAUUCAUGGUGGAAGAUGCUGUAGAGGCCAUUGGCUUUGGGACGUUUCAAUGGAAACUCUCCAUCCUCACUGGUCUGUCCUGGAUGGCUGAUGCUAUGGAGAUGAUGAUCCUCAGCAUCUUAGCCCCUCAGCUCCACUGUGAAUGGAGGCUGCCCAGCCUCGAGGUGGCACUGCUUACAUCGGCAGUGUUCAUUGGGAUGAUGAUCAGCUCGUCUCUUUGGGGAAACAUUGCUGACAGAUAUGGCAGAAAGACAGGUCUCAAGAUGAGUGUGCUGUGGACUAUGUUCUAUGGCAUUAUGAGUGCAUUUGCGCCUAUUUAUGGGUGGAUCCUCGUCCUCCGGGCACUGGUGGGCUUUGGCAUCGGAGGAGCGCCACAGUCGGUGACACUGUAUGCUGAGUUUCUGCCUAUGAAGUCCAGAGCUACAUGCAUCUUGCUGAUUGAGAUAUUUUGGGCGCUGGGCACUGUGUUUGAGGUCCUCCUAGCCAUCCUGGUGAUGCCCACUCUGGGCUGGCGUUGGCUGCUCGGCCUCUCCACCAUUCCUCUCGUCAUCUUCUCCGUCCUGUGUUUCUGGCUACCAGAGAGCGCUCGAUAUGACGUGCUGACAGGGAAUCAGGAAAAAGCACUGGCCACAUUGAAGCGCAUCGCCACAGAGAAUGGAGCGCCGAUGCCACUGGGUAAACUUAUCGCUGCCAGACAGGAGGACCGUGGAAAGAUUCGAGACUUAUUUUCAUCACACUUUCGCUGGACAACAGUUCUGCUGUGGUUUAUUUGGUUCGCAAAUGCCUUCUCUUACUAUGGACUGGUGCUGCUCACCACAGAGCUGUUUCAGGAGGGAGGUGCAUGUGGGAUGUCCAAAGGUAACAAGAUGGAGCUCCGAUGCAGCCUCGAGUGUAAAUAUCUGAACUCUGAUGACUACAAAGACCUGUUGUGGACCACCUUAUCUGAAUUCCCAGGACUGCUGGUGACACUGUGGGCUAUUGAUCGUUUGGGAAGGAGGAAGACCAUGGCUUUGUGUUUCUUUGUCUUCUCUAUGUGCAUCAUCCCACUCUAUGGCUGUGUGGGAAGAGCCUCCAUGACGGUGUUGAUAUUCAUCGCCAGAGCUUUCAUCGCAGGAGGAUUCCAGGCUGCUUAUGUGUACACGCCAGAGGUGUACCCCACAGCAACCAGGGCUUUAGGUCUGGGUACGAGCAGUGGAAUGGCAAGAGUCGGUGCCCUCAUCACACCUUUUGUUGCACAGGUGAUGUUGGAGUCAUCUGUGUACCUGGCUCUGUCUGUGUACUGCUGCUGCUGCCUUCUGGCCGCCAUCGCCUCCUGUGCACUGCCGAUUGAGACGACAGGCCGGGGCCUGCAGGAGUCCAGCCACCGUGAGUGGGGCCAGGAGAUGACGGGCCGGGCCGCCUCCAAAACCUCAGAGGAAGUCCCUCCCUCCAGCUCCGAAUCCCAGGGCUGAGGACACUACGGCUGGAGUACAACUGAGAGAGGUGACCACAGUGAGGAAAAGAGGAGAGGCGAGGCAAAAAAAAAAAAAAAAGAAGCUGGACCAGCUUUCUGUCCAUCUCCAGUCCCAUCCUAUGACUCUUCAGACAUAGACUCUUUCAGCACCACAGUGGCUCCAGAAAGCCAGGCAGCACAAUAUUAUAUAUUGUAUUAUACAGUGUUUAACCACCAUUGCUGUCACAAUUUUACCACUGAAUAGCUGCACACGGUGCGACUGGAAAGACCAUAUGACCUACACGAGUGCAAGAUUUUAAAAAAAGAAAAAAGGUGGACAGUGAAUACUUGAAGCAAAGUAUUUAAAUCCUGCUUUUCUAAUGCAAGAGAAGCAAAGAAGAACAAAGUGGGAAAAGUGUGAGCUUCAGAUAACCAUUUUCUUAUCAAAGAGCCUUAAAACUACCUAUUCUUUUUGAAAAAGCUGUGUCUGUUAGCAUACUGGACAUAGAUGCGUAGAUAAGAAAGAGCAUCAUCUUGUGCACACAAAUUGUCUGUUAAAAUACACAAGCUUUCUAAAAUGUGCGUUGCUGGAGUUAGGGACGGGGUCAAAUCAACAGAUCAUUAAAUAAAAUAAGGUCUGGGGGUUACUUUAUUUAAGACUCACUGCUGUUGAGGCAGUAAAAGGACAAGCUGCACAGUAAGUCACUGUGUUAAAUAUGUUCAGUUUUCUUGUGUCAGUAUUAUUUCACAGUUUAACGUGGAUUAUUUACAAAAACCUGACAAAUCUGCCUUCAUCAUAAGCAUAAUCAGCGACAUGAUAUAGCCGAAAAUAUUUCAAGACUAUAGCACAAUUGUCUGCAAGUCAACAGAUCCUGCGCUGCAUUUGAAGACAUCAUGAAAGUUACUGUUGAAGUAUUAGAAAAUCUAAAUCUGAGUAUUUUCAUCACCCAAAGCAGACUCAACCUACCUAGUGAGAGUAACAUGAUUUAAAAAAUGACAUAAACAUGAGUAUAUGGUGUUACAGUCUAUAAAUGCUGCGUAUCUUGCCCGACUCUACCAGAUUUUGAGACUGUGGAUACAUCGACCUACACAACCAUUUAACAGGAUGUAACAUUCUGUCUUUCUGUAAAUAUUGUAUCAAUACCUGGUUUCGUUGUUGUCCUUGCUUUUGUUUGUAACAACGGUGAUGUGGAGACAGACUUUGCUCAGUCUGAGUGAAACACUGAGUAAAGUUUUGUUAACUAGUAAAGAUCCAGCAAGCCAACUCUUUACCUGCCAGUGUUUGAGAUAUAGUGCUGCAUUAAGUGUCUGUGUGCACAGAUUCUUGUCAAUGCACUGGAUGUAAAUGUGUAUGAUACUAUAGUAAAUAGUCUUUAAAAAAGAG